CGUAGUCGCGACCGGUAUUUAAAUCUCGCGCAGGCGUGUUAGUUUCCUGUCGCUAUGCGAGUGCUCGUGGGUGGCGGGACGGGAUUCAUUGGGACAGCCCUAACCCACCUGCUGAAAGCCAGGGGCCACACCGUUACGUGGGUCUCCCGGCAGCCUGGGCCGGGUCGAAUCACGUGGAAUGAGCUCAUUAGGUCGGGGCUGCCCUUCUGCGAUGUUGUCAUCAACCUGGCUGGAGAGAACAUCCUCAACCCUCUGCGAAGAUGGAACGAAACUUUCCAAAAAGAGGUUCUUACCAGCCGCCUGGAUACCACCCACUUGCUAGCUGAAGCCAUCACCCAAGCCCCACACCCUCCCCAGGCAUGGAUACUAGUCACGGGUGUAGCUUACUACCAGCCAAGCCUGACUGAGGAGUAUGACGAAGACAGCCCGGGAGGGGAUUUUGACUUCUUCUCCAACCUGGUAACCAAAUGGGAAGCAGCAGCCAAGCUUCCUGGAGAGUCUACACGCCAGGUCGUGGUACGUUCAGGUGAGGACCAAGGGCCUGGGAACCAGGCAAAGUGGAAGAUGUGUGGGCCGAGGAGGGCUGAGCUUACAGUGAGAGGACACUGUCACUCUAGUAACCUAGAGAGGGAACGUCCCAGGAAGGUCCAUAACCCUCAACUCUCUCCACUCCAAAUCCAUAUGGGAAGAAAGCAAGGAAGGGAAAGGAGAAAUCAGCAGUGCAGAUCGUCAAGGCUAAGCAGCCUUCCUGUACCACCUCUCUUGCCUGCUUUAGGGGUUGUGCUGGGCCGAGGGGGUGGUGCCAUCAGCCACAUGCUUCUGCCCUUCCGCCUGGGCCUGGGAGGCCCCAUUGGUUCAGGUCACCAGUUCUUCCCCUGGAUACAUAUUGGUGACCUGGCAGGAAUUCUGACUCAUGCCCUCGAAGCAGACCACGUCCAAGGAGUCCUGAAUGGGGUGGCUCCAGCAUACACCACUACCAAUGCCGAGUUUGCCCAAGCUUUGGGUGCUGCCCUGGGCCGCCCAGCCUUUAUACCUGUCCCCAGCACUGUGGUACAAGCAGUCUUUGGACGAGAACGUGCCACCAUGCUGUUGGAAGGCCAGAAAGUGGUCCCACGGCGGACACUGGCCACUGGCUACCAGUAUACCUUCCCAGAGUUGGGGGCUGCCUUGAAAGAUGUUGUAGCCUAAGUGGAGAAGGACCCCAAGGCAGGAGCUGAGGCCUGUUCCUGCAUACUGAGGAUGGGUUCAGGUGAGCCCUGUAGUUGCAAGCAGAAGCCAUCUGGGUCUUCGAAUCUCUCCUCCUCACUUCCUUCCUGAAUUGUUGUUCCGUCCCUAUCUGAGGAACUCCAGUCAAGGUUGUAAUCUCAUUCUAACCUUAACCUCUUCAGCUUCUUGUGGGUCACACUGUUGCCCCAGUUCUCCUAUAUGCUGUGUAGAGAAAGUUCUAAGUUAUGGCAAUAAAGUAUAUCACUAGCUUCA
This is a messenger RNA of Peromyscus californicus insignis, 1479 nucleotides long. RefSeq names its product short chain dehydrogenase/reductase family 39U member 1 (gene Sdr39u1). Bases 55 to 1188 code for a protein of 377 amino acids. Lineage: Eukaryota; Metazoa; Chordata; Mammalia; Rodentia; Cricetidae. The transcript is spliced from 5 exons. The record is from RefSeq and is a predicted model, not a curated record.